Diachasma alloeum is the source of this 1856-nucleotide messenger RNA. Its product is annotated as zinc finger protein 397. The record is from RefSeq and is a predicted model, not a curated record. Gene Ontology annotation, molecular function: DNA-binding transcription factor activity, RNA polymerase II-specific; zinc ion binding; RNA polymerase II transcription regulatory region sequence-specific DNA binding. Lineage: Eukaryota; Metazoa; Arthropoda; Insecta; Hymenoptera; Braconidae. The transcript has 5 exons. The coding region runs from base 197 to 1762 and encodes 521 amino acids. Gene Ontology annotation, biological process: regulation of transcription by RNA polymerase II. Gene Ontology annotation, cellular component: nucleus.
UUCUGCCCUCAAAAAUUCGUGGAAAUUGAAAAUAUUGCCGCUCAAUUUUAUUCGUUGCCCAGUGAUUCUCAAACGACUCGUGUCAAAUGGUGACUUCAAUAACAUGUACCGUUACCGUAACCUCAAACGUAAACAAAUGGGAACAAAUCAAAGAAUGCACGAAUAAUCACAUUAGUCAGUAUUAUUUAUCAUCAAGAUGGAUCUAAACAUCGCUGAAAACGUUUGUAGAUUAUGUGCUAAUAAGGGAAAACAAUAUCAUCCCAUUUUCGAUUCGAAAACCAAUCCAAUAGCUGAGAAGAUCAACAAUUGUUUACCAAUAGAGAUUAGAGAAGACGAUAGACUUCCAUCUCACAUUUGCCCUGGAUGUCUCGAAGCUCUGGACAUAAGCGAUAAACUGAGAGCCCAAUCUCUGGUAGCUGAUGAGAUAUUGAGGCAGCAAUUGAAAGUUGUCUUGAUCGACAAAAUUAAACAGGAGAAAGAUGUGGAUACGGAUGAUGAAUCGCAGCCGAUGGAUACGACUGAACGAUUGUUCUGUGGUAUAUGUGAGAUCAAUUUUGAUGGCAUGACUGAGUUCGAUGAUCACAUGAAGGCAUCGCACUCUUCACAAUGGAUUUGUGAUCUUUGUCAUGAAGAUUGCAAGACAUCGGAGGAUCUGCUCCGACAUAAAUACAAAGACCAUUAUGACAGUAUUGAUCAGAAUGAAGAGGCUGACAUUGAUCUUCCCAAAGAUGAUGAUGUUCAUCAUCCUCCAGAAACUACUGUUGAUCAUUCCCAAGAGGCCGAGGAUUCCGGUGGCUCAGGAAAUACUUUAGGCCAUUAUGUCGAUGUGAAGGAAUUCAUCAAACCCAAAACGGAAGAUCAACUGAGUUUUCAGAGCUCUCUGGUGCCCUCGCAACCCAUAGAGAGGAGGAAUGGCGUUUGUAGUAUCUGUAAAGUGCCAAUUUCCACUGACAAUCUAAUGUCCCUCCACGCAAAGUUGCACAGGCCCCUGCAGAUCGCUUGUUCCACCUGCUGUCUCAAAUUCCCCACCCCCUACGAUCUCGUUACUCACAAGCAAAGCACGCACAAAGUGUAUGUAGAUCAGAAGAUGAAGUGGUUCUGUGAGAAGUGCGAGAAAUUCGCAACGAGUGAUCAGUUCCUGAGACGACACAAGCUCUGCAAAAAGAUACAGCUGAUGUGCAAAUAUUGCACUCAGGAGUUCUCCCUAGAAUCUGAAUUACGAUUUCACCAAAAAAAAAAUCAUCACGACGAUGUGAUGAAGGAUCCAGAGCCUGAGACAAUGGAAUGUGAGACGUGUGGGAGGAUUUUUGAAGAUAAAAAUAAUUAUAAGUAUCACCUUCGAAAACAUCGCGAGACAAAUCAUGGAGCAAUCCCGUGCUCAUCAUGCGGGAAGAAAUUCGCAGAUGCUCGGGGAUUAAAAUGCCAUGUCAACGUUAUGCAUCACGGCCACUGGAAAUACAUAUGCGAUAUUUGUUUCAAGAGCUUUCCUGGCCCGAAAAAAUUGGAAAUGCAUAGGAGAAAACAUGUGAAUCAGAUGUGUCUAGAGUGCAGCGCGGCAUUCGAAAAUGCUGAGACCCUGGGCGCCCACUCGUUGCAGCAGCACAGUACGUCUAGAUCAUCUGCGGAAAAAUAUUUUUGUAAUUUUUGUGGCAGUAAGUUCCAGGAAUUGGAGCUCUUGAGAGAUCACGAGAAGUUUCAUGCUCGAGCACAAUCCCCUACCAUACGAUAUGGCGUGUUGGUAGAAGAGAAAUCCCCGUCAUGAGCGAGGGAAGCGAGGUUUAUUGGGCGUAGUAACGUUAAGGAUAUUUUUCGAUGUGUUCUUGCAUUAAUUGAAGAAUAAAAAAAAAUUAUUUCAA